AUGAGCAGCCUAUUUCACGAACCUGCAGUGAAGAAGCUGCUUGGAUGGAAGCAAGGUGAUGAGGAGGAAAAGUGGGCAGAAAAGAAUGGUCAAGGUACUAUUGAAGACCUUGAGUUUGCACUUGCAAAUCCCGGAUCUCAUAGUAAAUGUGUCACAAUACCUCGUUCGCUUGAUGGACGACUUCAGGUUUCGCAUCGAAAGGGACUUCCUCAUGUAAUAUAUUGUAAAGUAUGGCGAUGGCGUGAUUUGCAAUCGCAUCAUGAGCUCAAAUCUGUACCUGAAUGUUUAUAUUCAUAUGAUAGCAAGCAGCCUCUAAUUUGUAUUAAUCCUUACCAUUACCAAAAGAUUGAAUCUCAGAUCAUCCCGGUAGCAGUUCCACAUUCUGUUCCAUUCCCCAAUAUUCUCCAUAGAGAUAUUCCACCGUCAGUGAGCUCUAUUCCCCCUAACAUGUAUGGACAUCAUCAGUCGCUUGAAAUACCUUCGUCGCUAAAUACUCCAAUGGAAUAUUGUGCUUAUCGAGAUACUUCCUCCUACUCAUCUGCAAGUCCUUUAUCGGUGUUCAGCGAGGACUGCGAAACAAUAUCAUCAGAAAUCGAAUCGGGUUACUACUAUCCAGAACCGAAUUUCUGGUGUUCACUUGGCUACUAUGAGCUUAAUUCUCGCGUCGGUGAACUUUUCAAGAUAAGGAAUCUGGAAGUAGUUGUCGAUGGAUUUACAGAUCCAUCAAAUUCUGAUGAUCGAGUCUGUCUUGGCCUGCUGACCAAUGUUAAUCGAAAUGCAACCAUAGAAAAUACUCGGAAACACAUAGGAAAAGGAGUGAAAUUGACAUGUGAAGAGACGACACAUGAUGUAAUUGUGACGAAUCUUUCAGAUUCUCCAAUAUUCGUACAGUCUAGAAAUAGCAAUUAUAAACUUAAUUGUAUGCCAAAUGCUGUUUGUAGGAUACCUCCUGGACAUUUCAUGUACAUAUUUCAUCAUCAGUUAUUUGUGCAGAUGCUACGACGAGCAGAGCGAGAAGGCUAUAACAAUGUUUAUGAGUUGACAAAAAUGUGUUUUAUUCGAAUAUCAUUCGUAAAAGGUUGGGGAGGUCCAGAAUAUCACCGCCAGGAUGUCACCUCGACGCCAUGCUGGAUGGAAAUGCAGUUACACGGACCACUUGCAUGCAUAGAUCAAGUGAUCGAAAGAUUGGAUCCACCGGCAAAUCCCAUAUCUUCUGUAUCUUGA
This is a messenger RNA of Loa loa (African eye worm), 1224 nucleotides long. Its product is annotated as Smad1. Bases 1 to 1224 code for a protein of 407 amino acids. Gene Ontology annotation, cellular component: heteromeric SMAD protein complex. Lineage: Eukaryota; Metazoa; Nematoda; Chromadorea; Rhabditida; Onchocercidae. Gene Ontology annotation, biological process: regulation of transcription by RNA polymerase II; cell differentiation; SMAD protein signal transduction. The transcript has 10 exons. Gene Ontology annotation, molecular function: I-SMAD binding; DNA-binding transcription factor activity, RNA polymerase II-specific; RNA polymerase II cis-regulatory region sequence-specific DNA binding. The record is from RefSeq and is a predicted model, not a curated record.